CAGGUUUUUGGGCCGUUGACAAGUCAACUCGCUUGAAGCACGUUCUCCGGGAAUUUAUUUCCCCUUUCUUUGUGUACUGUAUAUCCUUCAAACAUUCUCACUCCGCAGUCUUCACUCCACACGUCCAAGACACCCGCACUCGUGUUGUAGGAAUGCAUGGGACUCACAGUCAUGGACCAGCCGGGCUCUCUCGCCAUUCAUCCGUCUAUAUGUAGCACUGAGCGCGAGAGAAUCCGGGAAUUAUCUAGGUACUAUUGUGCCUUAGAUUGCCCGCGGUCCCUAUCGACCCCAACGGCCGACGACGAGGGGCUCGAAUCGGCUCAGACUGCGUCAAAGGGGGACGAACAGCCGUCGGUCGGUAGUCUUUCGACCGAUAUCACGUUGACGGCGCUGGCGCAGCUGGGAGUACAUCGUUUAGCAUGCAAUCGGUCCUAUGUUUCGAUCAUCGACGGCGAUAAGCAACACAUCAUCGCGGAAGCUACAGCAUCGAUUUCCCUGCGAGAUGAAAACAAGCACUUACCAAACGAUGGAAUCUAUCUCGGGGCGCGAAGUUUGGAUCUCAGCUUUGGCAUCUGCCCGCAUGCAAUCAGCGUGUUUACAGGAAGAGACAUGUCCUACGCCGUCGACACCGAAAACAUCACUGCCAAUCGGACUCGCUACAUUGUCCACGAUCUCAGACAGGAGGAGGCCUUCCGAAAUCGCCCGUACGUUCAAGCAUGGCCAUACAUGCGAUUCUAUGCGGAAGUACCGUUGUAUAGCCCUUCCGGCUUCGUCCUCGGAUCCUACUGCGUGAUCGAUGACAAGCCCCGGACGGAAUUUGGCGAAGAUGCCGUGAGCACACUGAGAGAGGUUGCCGAUGCUGUGGCACGGCAUUUAGAGCAUGUUCGCAUAGUCCACUGUCACCGUCGCUCCGAGCGUCUGAUCAAGGGAUUGACCAAUUUUGUGAAAGACCAUGCAGACUUUGACCCGCGCGAAGUAUCCAAUGAUCAUCGACUCGAAGCAAUGGCCAUCGCUUCCAACGUCGGCGCCUCGACUCCAGAUGAGAAAGCGGGGCCUCUAGAAUCGACAUUAAACCACCAGUUCGGCUUUGUGACGUCUUCCUCCAGCAGCCUCUCCGAAGAGCCUUCUCCCUUGUUCUUCGCGGGUCCAGCCUCGGGGCCGACCGAGCCGUCCUCCCUCCACUCCGACCGUCGGUCUUACCCGGGCGAAGACAAGUCCAUUGACGAGGUUCUCAAAGCCGGUCCUCGGCCAUUGGAGGAAGUAUCGAACAAUGCUUCUCAACUCUCUUUGGCGGAGAGCAGUUCGUUAGGGGAUCGUAUCGAACGCAUCUUCGAGAGAGCCAGUGUGUUGCUCAGGAAGUCAAUGGACCUUGAUGGCGUAGUCUUCCUCGACGCAGCUCGAAGUAAUCCCUCAUUCCUGCCUCCGGACGAUCAGCCUGGCUGGGAGCCAUUGCCCAAGACCGCCGUACCCGAGUUUCCUGUUGCGCCGUAUCCAAGUCCCCUGGGACGUUCGCCAACGUCUUCUAAAAAAUCAGACCUGUGUUGCGACAUCCUGAGCAAGUCAUUGAAAGUCAGAAAAGGCGAAACUCUCGAUGCAAAAGCCGACAUUACCUUCCGGGAGGAUCUUCUGAACUUGCUGGUUACUACGUUUCCACAGGGUCAAAUCUUCAAUCUGGACGAAUCUUCAGAUAGUGAGGACUACUUGUCUUACGAAUCGGGGGUGAAUGAUUCGGAGACCCAAGACAAACUCAUGCAGAUGGCUACGCGGCAGCUCAGCCAGAUUCUACCUGCUGCGAACUCGGUUCUGUUCUUCCCACUGUGGGAUCAUAACAAAUCUCGUUGGAUGGCCGGCACGCUUGUCUGGACACAGGACAACCACCGAGCUCUGGGAAUCGAAGAACUUCACUAUUUCAAAAUUUUCGGCGACUCAAUUGUCUCCGAGGUUUCUCGAGCACAUUGGGCGACAACCGAAAAGUCCAAAUUCGAUUUUAUCUCUUCCAUCAGCCAUGAGCUUCGGUCCCCACUCCACGGGAUCUUGGCUAGUGCAGAAUUGUUACAGGCGACGUCUCUUGAGCCAGCGCAAGAGGAAAUGGUCAAGAUGAUCGAGGCCUCUGGGUUGACUUUGUUGGAUACCACUGAUCAUUUGCUCGAAUUCUGCAAGAUUAAUAACCUCACUCAAGUCAAGAGGUCACGAAAAAAGAAGAAGACCAACAGCGAAGAGUCCAGCUUGGUGUCUGACUUCCAUCUCGGACACUUAGUUGAAGAAGUUGCCGACAUCUUGUAUACGGGACAAAAUGCCUCCGAGAUCGUGUCCCAGACUGUGCAGGCGUCCUCAUCGGAGCGUGCGCGGGCUGCUUCCUUUUCUAACGACAAUCUGACAGCAGAUAUGUCCGUGAUUAUUCGAAUCGAGCAGCGCAACUCUUGGCUCAUUCGAUCCUUGCCUGGCGCGUGGCGGAGAAUCGUGAUGAAUCUUCUGGGCAACUCGAUCAAAUGGACCAAGUCGGGCUUUGUUGAAGUAUCUUUAUCAAAAAUGAGGAACCCGAUCGAGCCCCGUACGCCAAUUGCGCAUUUGUCAAUCACCGACACCGGCAGCGGUAUUGCGCCUGACUUUCUCCGACAUAAGCUGUUCUCUCCUUUUACCCAGGAAGACUCCCUCUCGGAAGGAGUUGGGCUUGGUCUAAGUAUCGUUCGUCAGCUAGUUGCUUCCUUUAAUGGCCACGUGAACGUCAAGAGCGAGGUUGGUGUUGGGACUCAAGUCGACGUCUACAUCCCAGUAGAACUUGUUAACACUCCAGAAACAAGCCCAGCAUCUUGUCCGUCUCCUUUGAGAGUUGAACACGGCCCCGAAUCACCGCUGCGAGCGUGUUUGGUUGCCUUUAAUGGAUAUCCGGAUUUGCAAGAAACGCCAACUGGAAUGCUGAGUCUGGAAUCGAAGCGAAAGUUGUCCAUCCAGAGUACGCUUGCCGAUGUGUUCAUGUCUCACUUCGGUUGGUCUGUCUCUUUAGCGGAGACUCUCAGCAAAGGGCAGGGGGAUAUUGCAGUCAUCGAAGAGGCAGUUCUGAGAAAGGAAGCGGAAGGUCUUGAAUCACUGGAUCAACUGGCCUUGAUGCAUGGGUUCAGGUUCUUCAUCGUGUUGGGAAGUAACGCUUCGUUCUUUGAAACUUUCCUCGCUCCGAAUUUCGUCUGGGUUUCGCAGCCGUUCGGACCGCAGAAAAUCCAAAGUGCGAUUCAGAAGAUUCUGGACUUGGGAAAACUCCAACCUGCGCCAGACACUCUCCCGUCGAUGGCCCUUCGGCCCUUGCUUUUACGUUCCGAAAUCCAGUCUUCCUCCACACCCGAGAGUCUGCCCAUGACGAUGCCUCCCUCUCCGGGUCCACGUCGGAGUCUCGCACACUCCCAUGCCCUGCCGAUCCGCCCAUCCCACGAGCCGCGGGACGUCCACGUUCUUCUCGUUGACGACAACGACAUCAACCUCAGGAUCCUGGCUACAUUCAUGCGCAAAAUCGGCUGCAGCUACGAAACCGCUUCCAACGGCCUGAUCGCACUGGAGAAAUACAAGGCCUCAAAACGGCGGUUCGACUUUGUUCUGAUGGACAUCUCAAUGCCCGUCAUGGACGGCCUAGUUUCCACCAGCAAGAUCCGCCAACACGAGAAAGAAACCGGUCUCGAACCUUCCUGCAUCAUGGCAGUCACCGGUGUCGCCUCGGACGCUAUGCAACAACAAGCCCUCACAGCCGGGAUUAACGACUAUUUGAUUAAGCCCCUUUCACUUCAAGAGUUGAAGAAGAUUAUGAGCGUUACGUGAUACCAUAUUUAGUGGGCGUUUAGUGAAUUUCAAAAUUUUGAUCAAAGCGUUGGUAUCUGGGUUUAUUUGUACCUCUCUAUAUCCUAAUUAGUAUCCUUGCAUAUCGUGAUUACCUGAAUCCUACUAGAGAACUGUGGCGCUGGUCAGUCCGGUCUCUGCGACAUCUCUCUUUCGUUGAUGAGGCUAUUGCUUCAGCUUCUCGCUUG
Messenger RNA from Penicillium brasilianum, 4010 nucleotides. Lineage: Eukaryota; Fungi; Ascomycota; Eurotiomycetes; Eurotiales; Aspergillaceae. The record is from the annotation of a GenBank genome assembly.